GGAUAAUAUUGUCUAUAUUAAACAAACCUGUAGUUUCAGUGGGUCGGUUUGUUCAAUCGUUAAGUAAUAAUGGGUUGGCUCCAUCCUUUAUAUUUGAAUUCAAUUUCAUCGUGCUAAUUUUUUUUUAAUUCGUUUACGAUAUUCAAUAAUUUAACAUUUUCUUAAUUAUUCGUUAUAUGAUAUGUUCAACAAAAACUUUGAUUAAAGUUUUACAACGUUAGGUAAAAUAGUUGGUAAAAAUUUGUGUACUGAUUAUGAAUAGUAGCGAAAUUUUGAAACCAUUCCACUAGAAUCUUAACAUGGUUUCGAAAUAUCCCUUUACAAUAUGUCAUUUACCGCUUUAACAAAAAAAAAAUGUUACAUUGAUUGCAAAUGCAUUAUGAAAUUUAUUACUUUGUUUUGGAACAGUAUCUAUUUCUUUGCACUAUUUUUGUAACAUUUUAAAAAUAUACAAAAUAUAGAAUAUCAUAUCAUAUUUGAUUUUAUAAAAAAGUUCAUGAAGCCACGUGUAGCUAUCUGAUUUGUCGGUGACGCAAAAAACGACAGCCUGUUAUUUAGCUUUUAAAUGAAUCAGACAUUUUUAUAUCGUUUUCCCCCCUCGAUUCAAAAUCCCGCGAUCCAGAGUGAGUGAACCAGGGAAGAGAGGAGUUAGGGUUUCUAACUCUCAAUUUGAGCAAUGGUGCGACUGAUGGUUCUCGACACUGAUAAUCCUGCUGUAAAAGGGGUUCCUGAUAAUAGUGCAAAAGGAGAGAAAAUGAUUCUGGAACCGUCCAUCAGCAGUGCGCAAAGGAGAAAAUUGGCAGAUAUUAGCAAUUUGCAGGAUCAAACUAAAGUAAUGAACCAGGGGGCAAAUCUGCAGCAACAUAAUAUAGUUAUCUCUUACAAGGAAUACACUGAAAGACUUCAAAAGGAAAACGUGGCACUGAUGAAAGUCCUCGCAGAGAGAAAUAAAAUCAUAGAGUUGAGUGGGAUUGAACUGCAGAAACUCAGAAUCAACUUACAGAAGAUGCAGGAACAGAAUUUUCAGCUUGCGCAGGCAAACAGUCAGAUGUUGGCGGAGCUCAAUGUAAACAAAGACAGACUGAAGGCGCUUCAGCAUGAGAUUGGUUGCAAGAAUGGGUUACUCAAAGUUAUAAAAAUGCAGCUUGAGGAGCGAACAGUUCUAAAUACACAUCAUGCUUCCCGAGACAAGGUGGUUGGAGCAAACGUCCUUAGUGUGGCUUAUGAAUCCUUUCAGGCAGAUGACAUGGAUCAAAAGAAUAGCAAGAGAAAACGACAAUCAAGGAUCAAAUCUUCAGGAAGCUCCGUUGUCAAGUCAAUGCAUGUGAAUGAGAGAACUACCAAUAAAAGCUCUGAAGAGACAUGUCAAACUAAAGACGGUAACAAGAAGCUUGUCCGUGAUGAGGCAAACGCUGUUAAGGAAACCAAUAACAAAAGGCAUUGUGGGCGAAGGCAGUCUGCUAGCUUUGCUUGUCAAGAAGCUGAAAAAACUGAAAACUUGCAUGAGAUGGCUGAUGCUAAAGUGAUGGAGGAGAAUACAAGGCCCCCAUUGAGAAGACAAUCCGCUCGGUUAAAAUCCCAACAACCCGAAUUAUCAUCCGAUAACUUGCAUCAGACAAAUGAAUUCAAAGAGGCAACCAAAAGUAGGAGGGCCUCUGUCAGGAGGCAGUCCAAGAGGACAAAUUUCGAAGAACCUAAACCAAAUGAAAAAUUAAGCGAUGGAGAUGGUGCUCAAGAGGCAACUGGCGAUGAGGGAUGCCAUCGCUCUGCUGUAAGAAGAGGAUCUGUUGGGUCUAAAUCUGAAGCAUUAUUACAACCAGCUGGGAACUGGCAUGAGACAGACACACAUGAUACAAAGGAGACAACCAGGAAACGCAGGACCUCCACAAGAAGACACUCUAUGAUGUCUAAUCCUCAAGUAAAUGCAGCAGCUGAUGGUGGAAUCAUCGACCAGAAAUCUACAGACCCUUGUUUCAGUAAUCAACUGCGAUCACCAGGUACCGGGAAGGACAAUGACGAAGAAACUAAGAACUCUCUUGGAUACGGUGAAACAGAGGGGACGAGGAGGAUUUCUGUUGGGAGACCCUCGAGACAAGCGGCUGUCAAAAUCCAAUCAUACAAAGAAGUGUCUCUUAAAGUGAAGAUGCGACGAAGCGAGCAAUAAACUCAAGCCAGUUAAUCUCUCUCUCUCUCUCUCUACGUGGGUUCGUAGAAUCCCUACGGAAGCAAAUAGAGCCGGCACCAAAUGUACAAUACUUGCUGUUUAUGUCUAUAGAGUUAGCAGUAAGUCUCCGUGUUCUGUUCUGAUAUUGAGAACUAAGCCACGAUUGAACCUUCGGUAUCUAGAGACUCCAAAUUCAAUUUU
Molecule: messenger RNA, 2365 nt
Organism: Tarenaya hassleriana
Lineage: Eukaryota; Viridiplantae; Streptophyta; Magnoliopsida; Brassicales; Cleomaceae
Product: shugoshin-1-like
Exons: 15
Coding region: 677-2164 (495 amino acids)
Biological process (GO): meiotic sister chromatid segregation; maintenance of meiotic sister chromatid cohesion
Cellular component (GO): chromosome, centromeric region; nucleus
Source: RefSeq, a predicted model, not a curated record